Gavialis gangeticus (Gharial) is the source of this 5891-nucleotide messenger RNA. RefSeq names its product ankyrin repeat and sterile alpha motif domain containing 1B (gene ANKS1B). Gene Ontology annotation, molecular function: protein binding. The transcript is spliced from 28 exons. The coding region runs from base 158 to 4087 and encodes 1309 amino acids. The record is from RefSeq and is a predicted model, not a curated record. Gene Ontology annotation, cellular component: cytosol. Lineage: Eukaryota; Metazoa; Chordata; Crocodylia; Gavialidae.
GCGCGUCUCCUCCCUCCCGCUGCUGCUGCCACUGCCGGGCCAGCCGGGGCUGCGGGCAUCUACCACCUCGGCUCCGGGGCUCGAAGAGGGGAGGUGGGAGGGGGCCGCCACCGACCCUCGCCGCUGCGCGCUGGGGAGCGGGGAGCGCGGCCGCACCAUGGGCAAGGACCAGGAGCUGCUGGAAGCCGCUCGCACGGGGAACGUGGCUCUGGUGGAGAAACUCCUGUCUGGGAGGAAAGGCGGGAUCCUGGGCAGUGGAUCCGGAGCUAUUCCCUUAUCCAGCUUGCUGAGCAUCUGGCGAGGACCAAAUAUAAAUUGUACAGACAGCUCAGGUUACACUGCUUUACACCAUGCAGCUUUAAAUGGACACAAGGAUAUUGUUCUCAAAUUACUUCAGUUUGAAGCAUCAACUAAUGUGGCAGAUAACAAAGGUUAUUUUCCUCUGCAUUUGGCUGCUUGGAGAGGAGAUGUAGACAUUGUGAAGAUUCUCAUCCAUCAUGGGCCAUCACACUCCAGAGUGAAUGAACAGGUCCGCUGCUGUCCUUUCUCCACUCUCCACAGCCGGACUUCCAUGUCUUCUUCCCAGAACAAUGAAAACGAAACACCGUUGCAUUGUGCAGCUCAGUAUGGACAUUCAGAAGUAGUUGCUGUUCUACUGGAAGAGCUAGCAGACCCAACAAUAAGAAACAACAAAUUAGAAACUCCUUUGGAUCUGGCAGCACUUUAUGGGCGUCUACGGGUAGUAAAGAUGAUCAUCAAAGCCUAUCCAAAUCUGAUGAGCUGCAACACUAGAAAACAUACACCUUUGCAUCUUGCUGCACGUAAUGGCCACAAAGCUGUUGUACAGGUGCUUCUAGAGGCUGGAAUGGAUGUCAGCUGCCAAACAGAAAAGGGAAGUGCGCUACAUGAAGCUGCUUUAUUUGGAAAGGUGGAUGUAGUACGUAUUUUGCUAGAAACAGGAAUUGAUGCCUACAUAAAGGACAGUUUAGGUAGAACAGUUUUAGAUAUUCUUAAAGAACAUCCAUCUCAGCAAUCACUCCAAAUUGCUGCUCUACUUCAAGACUACAUGGAAACAGGAAAUGCAUCUGUUUCAGAGCAACCCAUGCAGGAAUGUCCACUGUCAGAACAGCAGUCUUCCAUUUUAUCCCCAGAAGUUUCUCCAUCCCAAAGGACUAAAAGUGAAGCUGUGACUGGAGAGUUAUCAAAGCUCUUAAAUGAAAUCAAGUUAUGCCAAGAAAAGGAGUAUUCUUUUGAAGAUCUGUCACAUACAAUAUCAGAACAUUUUUUGGACAAUUUUAGUAAGAUAUCAGAAGAAGAACUUGUGACCAGUGGAAGCCAAACAAAACUUAAUAUAAAGACUUCAUCAACAAACUUUUCACCAGGAGAAGAGGAAGAGGAAGAUGCGGGUGAAAACAGUUGUGGUCCCACAGGUUUAUGGGAAGCAUUAACACCUUGCAAUGGAUGCAGGAACCUUGGAUUCCCUAUUCUCACACAGGAGUCCUUUCCAAAGAAGAGGAGCUAUGCACUGGAAAUAAUACCAUCUGCUUCCCUUGAUAUACUUACUUCAGAAAAUGAGAACCAUUUCUGUGAUUCCAUGGAAAUAGCAGUUACAAAGAAACCAUGUUCAUUAGAAAUAGCAAGGUUAUCUUCCUCAAGAACAGUCUUGUCUCCAGCAAGAAGAAAAAAUAAUGCACCUCAGGUAGCAAUUACUGCACCAGGAACUGGUAACCAUAGAAACAGCUCUACAGGCCCAACACCUGACUGUUCUCCUCCAUCACCAGACACUGCACUUAAAAACAUAGUAAAAGUUAUACGCCCUCAGCCUAAACAGCGCACAUCAAUAGUAUCUUCUCUGGAAUUUCACCGACUGAAUCACAGCCAUGAUUAUUUUGAAAUCAGCUCGUCCAUUGGUCAUGCAAGCUUUACUUCCAGUCCUCCAGUCAGUCCAGCUAACUAUUCAACUGGAUCAGUUGAAGACAGUGUUGAAGAUGGUGAACUUUCAGAGAAUCUUUGUCUACAAGAAGUAUCCACUGAAAAUGAGCUUCCUGAAGAAAACCCUGCUGAACAAUUUGCUGGUCUGCUUCAUGGAUCAUCACCUGCCUGUGACCCACCUGAAAAUCCACUCCAGCUGUAUAGCAGAGUAGACCAGUGCAAUGAUUCACAAAGGAAAAGCAGCUUAAACAAGAAUACAGUGCAACAGACAUGGACACAACAAGAAAACAGCACUGAUGCCCCAGUUAAGAAAAAAAAACCACAAGUUGUAAGCAGAACCAUAUUUUAUACUAAAAUUAAACCAGUAGAAAAUCGUACAUUGGUUGGCACAACAACAAGGCUGGGCGAGCAAUGGGUAAUCACUACAGGGGGAUUUGUGGAGCGAGCUUGCACACUUGGAAGGAUACGAUCUUUGCCUAAGGCACUGCUUGAAAUGCAUUUAUCCAAAAAUGUUUCAAAGUCAGACUCUAAUCUUAUUUCCUAUCCACCUAAUGAGAAGAAAACGCGAAGUAACUGGGGUGAAGCCACACUAAGACAACAGAAUUCUAAAGGAAAUUCUGAACGAACACCGUCCUUCACUUCAGAAUGGGAAGAAAUUGAUAAAAUAAUAAGUUCCAUAGAUGCUGGAAUUAACACUGGGCUAGAAGAAAUGAAUGAUCAUAUUGCAAGACCCAGAUGCCCUGUUCAGACAGUGGGACAAUGGUUGGAAAAUAUUGGGCUACCUCAAUAUGAGAACCACUUGAUGGCUAAUGGAUUUGACAAUGUACAAUUUAUGGGAAGCAAUGUAAUGGAGGAUCAGGAUCUGUUGGAAAUAGGAAUACUUAACUCUGGGCACAGACAAAGAAUUCUGCAGGCAAUCCAGCUCCUUCCAAAGAUGAAACAAAUUGGUCAUGAUGGCUACAACCCCCCCUCUGUGGCUGAGUGGCUGGACUCCAUUGAACUGGGUGACUAUACCAAAUCCUUUCUGAUUAAUGGCUAUACAGCGAUGGACCUAGUGAAAAAAAUCUGGGAGAUUGAACUAAUGAAUGUCUUAAAAAUCAGCUUGAUUGGCCACAGAAAACGCAUUUUGGCAUCUCUAGGAGACAGGCUUCACGAAGAUCCUCCUCAGAAACCACCACGGUCAAUAACCCUCAGGGAACCCAGUGGUAACCACACUCCUCCUCAGUUGUCUCCAUCACUUAGCCAAAGCACAUACACUACUGGUGGCUCCCUAGACGUCCCUCACAUUAUCAUGCAGGGUGAUGCAAGAAGAAGAAGAAAUGAAAACUAUUUUGAUGAUAUUCCCCGGUCAAAGUUGGAAAGGCAGAUGGCACAGCAGUCGUCUGUCUGUGAGAUAUGGACCAACCAGAAUGCAGGAUAUCCUUUCUCAUCGAUCCAUCAGGUUCAUAAUACAGGAGACUGGGGAGAACCUUCAAUUACCUUACGACCUCCUAAUGAAGCCACAGCAUCGACACCAGUACAGUACUGGCAACAUCACCCAGAGAAACUCAUCUUCCAGUCAUGUGAUUAUAAAGCAUUUUAUUUAGGUUCUAUGCUGGUAAAAGAGUUAAGAGGCACAGAAUCAACACAGGAUGCCUGUGCAAAGAUGAGGAAGUCUACAGAGCAAAUGAAGAAAGUACCUACUAUUGUUCUAUCAGUCUCUUACAAGGGAGUCAAAUUUAUUGAUGCAACAAAUAAGAAUAUUAUUGCUGAACAUGAAAUCCGCAACAUUUCUUGUGCUGCACAAGAUCCUGAAGACCUCUCAACAUUUGCCUACAUCACUAAAGACUUGAAGACUAACCACCACUACUGCCAUGUAUUCACUGCAUUUGACGUGAAUUUAGCCUAUGAAAUCAUUCUUACACUAGGACAAGCAUUUGAGGUUGCCUAUCAGCUUGCUCUACAAGCACGCAAAGGAGGCCAUUCUUCAACCCUUCCAGAAAGCUUUGAAAAUAAACCCACCAAACCAAUUCCAAAACCACGGGUUAGCAUUCGAAAGUCUGUGCAGAUAGAUCCAUCUGAACAAAAGACUCUUGCCAAUCUACCAUGGAUUGUAGAACCUGGACAAGAAGCCAAAAGAGGCAUUAAUACCAAGUAUGAAACUACAAUUUUCUGAUACAAAACUGUCCUCUGUUCCUUGUUGUGCCUUGCACUCCAAGCAGUCACAGCACAGCCUUUCCUUUACGGCAACGUUUCAGUCCAGCAGAGAGGAAGACUGCACUGUAAGAGUGGCCUUGUAACUAACAAAAAAAAAAAAAGGCUGAUAGUCAUUUCUGGUGAUGUUCUUCCUGCAGCACUGACAGAAGAAUGACACUAUUUGAAGACUUUUACAUUACAGUCCACAAGAGGAGAGAGAAAAAUACUAUUUUUCAUGCAGUUCUCUCUUGUGAUUUUGCCACAGUGCUUUCUUUGAUUUCUUAUUUUAGGAAUAUACUUUUUAAAGAGGUCUCUAAACUAACAUUAAUGCUGCCGAUGAGUAUGACAUUUGAUUGGUUUUUUAUUUAAAUCUUGGCAGUUUUUAAUUGAAAUAGAAACCAGAAUUAUUAAAUAUCGUAUUUGUGAAACCACUGGAUUCCUAAAGAAUUACUCUUUAUUGACUAAAAGUCAAAGAUGACAAUAAAUUAGGUACCCUGAUUUCUGUGUGUGCUGGUUUUAUAUGUAAUCGUUAGUGUCCUUUGGUCCUCUACAAAAAUAAGAGCCUAUCACGGUCUGAUAAAGGAUCAGAAUUUUAUGAAUGGUUAAACAGAGGAAUUAAUAAUGCACAAAAAACAUGUCUUGUAUUACAUAUUUUUUAUGGAAGAGGAAUGCUAUAGAACAUAGUAAUAUUUAUGAGAGAGGAAGUCAGAUUAAUUAUGAAAGAUUAUUUAUUUUAAAGUUAACUAAACCAUUGCUAUUGUACCAUUAGCAAAAUGCUAAGAGUUGUGGCAUCAAUGCACUGGAUGCUUCAUCUGAUGGGAGCAGAAUUGGAAGCAGACUAGUCAUUGCACUACACGUACAUACAGUUUACAAAGUUUAACAUUGCUAUAGCCAUGAAUUCUACUAGUAUUUUUAAAAAUCUCAGUGGUUCUAAAGAACAUAUUCAAAACUAGCGCUUUUGCUUUCAAGGUUUCUGUCACAGAAAGCUUGUUUGAAAGAAGUGUUGAUAAAGUACUAACAUUUUCUAAAUAAAAAAAGAAAGAAAAAGAAAAAAAUUCCAAAGUAAUAAUAAUAAUGUUUUCAUGAAACAAAAAAAGGUUAAGCAUUUGUUUGACCUUUGAUUAAUGAAAUUUACUUACAUUUUCUUUAAAGUGUUUUAAUUUUUUUAAUGUCUGUGGAGUAUUUGUAUAAUACCAUGAUGUAUAUUUAUGUAGAACUGAAUUAUAACAGUACAAAUAUCAUUAUAGGAAAAAAAUGACAUUUUAAUGUAUAUUGUUCUAUCCAGUCAAAUUGUGAAUCAUUUUGGAGUUCAUUAUAGAGAUAUUGAUAAAUUGUGUGGUUGUCUUAAUGUUUUUUUAUUAUUAUUAUUUCAUAUCUGACUGAGGUUUUCAGCUACAAUAAUCAAUUGGUGAAUUCCAAAAAUGGAAAACUGAACUUAGUUUAAAAUUGAUAACUGUAUAUGGGUUAGUUAAACCGAAUUAUAGCUUGGAGUAAUGAAAACUUUUAAUACGGUAUUCAAUUUACUUGAACAAAAUAGUUUCUUGUACAUAUUUUGCCUAUUCACUGUUGAUAUGUAUGUAGUAAACUGACAUUAAAAAGAAAAGAAAACCUUCACUAAAAAUAUGGUACCAAAAGGAAAAUUGUAUAGGAGAACAGUAAAUAGUAGCCUCACUGCAACAAAUACUUAUGUAAAUAUGCUUGGGCUUCCAGUUAUAAAUUUUGUAAUUUUGUCAUUUAUUUAUAUCCUAUAAAAGCACACAAAAUAAAACAAAGUUGUACAGUCA